Molecule: messenger RNA, 1763 nt
Organism: Physcomitrium patens
Lineage: Eukaryota; Viridiplantae; Streptophyta; Bryopsida; Funariales; Funariaceae
Product: cytochrome b561 and DOMON domain-containing protein At3g61750
Source: RefSeq, a predicted model, not a curated record
UUUGCUGACUUUUUUGUUAGCCGAGAUGCGAGAAGCGAGAUGCGGUGGUCUCGGGUGCCACAUCCCUGGCAUGCGACCAGGUUUUUAUUGUCAUCGCGUUUCAAGUCGUCGUUUUCUUCCCCUGAGAACCUAUGUGUGUGAAAGUUUCAUGUUGUCGUUGUCUUGUGUAUUGUCGUGCUUUUCCGCCACUGUGGCUCAGGAGGGAGCUUUUCGGGCUUGGGCGUGAGCUGCACAGAUGAUUUGGGAGACCGGUUCUCGUGAUUCUGUUGCACCGUAGCUGCUUUUUACAUUUGCAAAGAAGAGAGAAGCAGUGGGGGUUGGACUUCCGUGGUUGAAGCAAUGGGGACUCGUGGCGCUGGAGGUUUAUCUCUGUUACUGGGGUUGUUGUUGGGUGUAACUGUUGCUGUGUUGGUUCUCGCUCUUCCGGUCUCUAGCCAAGCUACGAACGUAGGAUGUGCAGCGGAUCUGAAAAGCAAAGUUACUAAGUUUCAGACUCAGAGCCUCCAUUGCAAGGCUUACAACUUCCCAGCAAUUAAUCCUUAUAUUAUAUGGGCCUUGAAAGACAAUGUCACGAAUAUCACAUCCAUGGUGGUGUCAAUGCCCUUAAGUCCAAACCAAUGGGCGGGGCUUGGGUUCUCGGCAGACGGGCAAAUGGUAGGCAGCACUGCAUUGAUAGCUACAUUAUCGUCCUCCGGAGUACCCAUUGUCAAGGUGUACAAGCUCAAUUCUAGGUCAACAUCGGGAGUGGUCGAGGAUGCAUCAGGGCUAAGCUUUGUAGGGGGUCCUGCUGAUGCAGUCUACGACCAAGGCAGGACAGUUUACGUUUCCUUCCAGCUGAACUUGGCCAAAUCAACUGCAGGGUCCAGAUUCUUUCUCAUGGCAUACGGGCCCACCUCACUAGAUGGCCAAGGGAUUUCACAACAUGUCGAUAGAAUUUCCCUCAGUGCACAGUUUGUGACAGGUGUCAUGGCUGGAGAAUCUACUGCGUCCAAAUUGGCAAAGAAGAGCAAAAUCCAUGCUUCACUGCAAAUAUUGGGCUGGGGUUUACUCUUGCCAAUUGGUGCCAUGGUUGCGCGCUACGCGCGUUCGUUUGAUCCGGCCUGGUUUUACACCCACAUCGCGUUUCAGUUCGUUGGAUUUGCGUGCAUAAUUGCAGGACUAGUCACUGGGUUUGAGCUACUAAGCCAUUUUCAGCAUGAUCACCUCACAGCCCACAAGUGGAUUGGAAUUUUUAUCACUGUCGUAGCCUUUGGUCAGUUGAGUGCGUUAUUGUAUCGCCCACACAAGGAUUCCAAGCGGCGCAAGUACUGGAUCUGGAUGCACUCAUGGUUUGGCCGCAUGGCGCUUUUCCUCGCUGCCGUAAACAUCUUGCUGGGUCUGUGGAUGGCUAAAGCCGAAAAGGACUUCAGAGUUUCGUAUAUUGCCAUCCUGAUCAUUGAACUCGUGGCCUUCAUCUUUUUGGAACUUUUUCUGUGGGUGCGAUGGUAUAAGCAGCAACGGCGGGACCGGCAAUCAUCUAACGCAAUACCGCCUUUCCAGUUUGGUGGAAGUGUAUAAACUAUCUUAUUAGUCCGAGCUCAAUUGACCUAUUGGUUGAGUAGGUGUGCCUUGUCAAUCCAGCAUGUUGAGGGGCUGGUUUGUGAAGGGUUUUAGAUUUUUAUUUAUUGUUUUUUGCUUCACUGUUUCCAUAUUAGCUGACAUAUAACAGAAUUCUUGUAACAAAAAACUUUAAGGUGUAAAACUCACCGUUGUUGCAGCUAAAA